Hipposideros armiger (great roundleaf bat) is the source of this 2016-nucleotide messenger RNA. RefSeq names its product potassium voltage-gated channel subfamily A member 4-like. Lineage: Eukaryota; Metazoa; Chordata; Mammalia; Chiroptera; Hipposideridae. Gene Ontology annotation, cellular component: axon; dendritic spine; membrane. Gene Ontology annotation, biological process: protein homooligomerization; potassium ion transmembrane transport; action potential. The record is from RefSeq and is a predicted model, not a curated record. Gene Ontology annotation, molecular function: potassium ion binding; delayed rectifier potassium channel activity.
AUGGUGGCUGCGGUGGACAGUGCCCGGAGCUCAGAGUACAACAGUCACAUGCCUUACGGUUAUGCAGCCCAGGCCCGAUAUGCAGCCCAGGCCCGAGCCGGCGAGUGGGAGAGGCUCGCUCACUCCAGGGCAGCAGCGGCCGCAGCUGUCGCAGCCACCACCGCCGCGGUGGAAGGCAGCGGGGGUUCCGGAGGGGUCUCCCAUCACCACCACCAGUCUCGCGGGGCCUGCACCUCCCAUGACCCUCAGGGCAGCCGGGGCAGUAGGAGGAGGCGGCGACAGCGGCCCGAGAAGAAGAAAGCCCACCACCGUCAGAGCAGCUUUCCGCAUUGCUCUGAACUGAUGCCCAGCGGCUCCGAGGAGAAGAUCCUCAGGGAGCUGAGUGAGGACGAGGAGGAGGAGGAGGAGGAGGGCAGGUUUUACUACAGCGACGACAAGCAUGGCGACGAGUGCUCCUACACCGACCUGCUGCCGCAGGACGGCGGGGGUGGCGGUGGCUACAGCUCCGUGCGCUACAGUGACUGCUGCGAGCGCGUGGCGAUCAACGUCUCGGGCUUAGAGACCCAGAUGAAAGCGCUGGCCCAGUUCCCAGAGACUUUGUUGGGGGACCCUGAGAAGAGGACUCAGUACUUCGACCCUUUGCGCAACGAGAAUUUCUUCGACAGGAACAGGCCUAGCUUCCAUGCCAUCUUGUAUUAUUACCAAGAGGCGCCUGAAGAGGCGGUCAAUGUCCCCUGUGACAUCUUCACCGAGAAGGUGAAGUGCUACCAGCUGGGAGAGGAGGCCCUGCUGAAGUUUUGGGAGGAUGAGGGCUUGGUGCGAGAGGAGGAAGACAGGGCGCUGCUCUAGAAUGAAUUCAAGAAACAGAUCUUAGGCCCGCCGAAAAAGAAACAGAUCUGGCUUCUCUUUGAGUAUCCAGAGAGCUCCAGCCCGGUCCAGGCCAUCGCCAUCGUCUCCGUCCUGGUCAUCUUAAUCUCCAUCGUCAUCUUCUGCCUGGAAACCUUGCCUGAGUUUAGGGACAACAGGGAUCUCGUCCUGGCCCUGAGCGCGGUGCUGAAUGACACCUCGGUGCCCGACCCAUAGAACUCAGGCCACACGAUCUUCAGCGACCCCUUCUUCAUCCUGAAGACAGUCUGCAUCGUUUGGUUUUCCUUCGAGUUCAUGGUUCGCUGCUUCACUUGCCCCAGCCAGGCUCUCUUCUUCAAGAACAUCAUGAACAUCAUUAACAUCAUCUCCAUUUUGCCUUACUUCAUCACCCUGGGCACUGACCUGGCCCAGCAGCAGGGGGGUGGCAACGGUCAGCAGCAGCAGGCCAUGUCGUUUGCCAUCCUCAGGAUCAUUCGUCUGGUCAGGGUGUUCCGGAUCUUCAAGCUGUCCAGGCACUCCAAGGGCCUGCAGAUCCUGGGGCACACGCUCAGGGCCAGCAUGCGGGAGCUGGGCCUGCUUAUCUUCUUCCUGUUCAUCGGGGUCAUCCUCUUUUCCAGCGCCGUGUAUUUUGCGGAGGCGGGUGAACCGCCGACCCAUUUCCAAAGCAUCCCGGAUGCAUUUUGGUGGCCCAUGGUGACAGUGACAACUGUGGGCUGUGGGAACAUGAUACCCAUCACAGUGGGGGGCAAGAUCGUGGGGUCCCUGUGUGCCGCUGAGGGUGUCUUAACCAUUGCUUUGCCAGUGCCAGUGACUGUCUCUAACUUUUUCUACCACAGGGAAACCGAGAAUGAGGGACAGACGCAGCUGACACAGAACGCAGUCAGUUGCCCAUAUCUCCUUUCUAAUUUGCUGAAGAAAUUUCGGAGCUCUACUUCUUCCCUGGGGGACAAGUCAGAGUCUCUAGAAAUGGAAGAAGGAGUUAAGGAAUCUCUGUGUGCAAAGGAGAAGUGUCAGGGGGAAGGGGAUGACAGUGAGACAGAUAAAAACAACUGUUCCAUCGCAAAGGCGUGGAUGUGUGAAUUUCGUUCUCCACCUGCCACUGUCCCCGUAGCCCCCAACCCCAGCAUCUCCAAAUAUAUUUAUGCAUAG